Messenger RNA from Cotesia congregata, 1956 nucleotides. The record is from the annotation of a GenBank genome assembly. Lineage: Eukaryota; Metazoa; Arthropoda; Insecta; Hymenoptera; Braconidae.
AUGUAUCAGUCAAGAUGUCUCACAAUUUUAUUCUGCUGGACAAUUUGUCAAAGUUAUUCUCAGCCGUUUGACGUCAAAAUGAAUUCCAAUGACACCAACAAAACAAGAAUAUUUUCCCCCCGGAUGGAUUACGACGAGUGGACACCAUUGGGCCGUGGAGAUCCUUUAAAGAACGAUCCGACAUUUGAUUACGUCCCUCCAGUUUUGGACCGUGUUCAGUAUUGGCUAGACACCCAAACUAGUACUGAAGCUUCAUCAAAACGCGACAUUCUCAUCUUAGGAGUCACUGCCAAGAAGACAAGCCCGAAGAUAUCUGAACACUACCUGAAAUUUGCCGAUUCUCCAAAGCUGACUCGAAUCCAAGAGUCUCAAGAUGGUUUCCGGAAUGAUUUCACUGGGAGUACGGGAGCGGAACCUCCCAAGCUAGUAAGGGCUACUAAGUUUCGGACAAACAUCAACGUCAAUGGAAACUCCAUAGACUUCAGGAAUCAAAAUCGGAUUCAAUCACUCCCAGCCAGUUACUAUCCAAGCCCUUACUACAACGAAAAACCCAAACCCUACACAAUGAUGAUGCCGCCGCCAAUUAACCAGAAAUCUCAACUGAACCAAUUCGGAUCUCUGAAUGAAGAAGUAACUGUUGCUUUCCGACCAGGACAUCUGAGAAUUCCUCAAAAAGCUCCGCUGUCAACUUCACUAGCUUUCGAUAAAUCAAACCUAAUCUACCAAUCCACCCAAACUUUGGAUCCUUGGACGGGCAAUUCAGAGUCAUCGAUAAACACGUGGCUCACCAACGACAAGUAUGACGAUCACUUCGACCAUCACGCAGCAGCAUCUUCCAACCACCAAGUAAUUAUGGGGCAGAACACCAACAUAAUUGUCGAUGACAGCCAGAAAAACGAGCAAGUUGUCGUCGGGAAGAAAGAAGUUUCAAUCGAAGAAUCAAAUAUGCUUGAAAACAAAACUGCUCCCGAAACACACGUGGUGUUACCAAACACUUCCACUUCUGAUGAAAGCGUCACAGUCACAGUUGUCAUGCCAAUGAAUUAUAAAUCCAAUGUUUCUGAGGAAAAUGAACCAACCACCACUGUCUUCAUGACAAUACCCACACUGUCUACCACCAUCACGACAAUGUCUACUCCAAUUCCAAUCCAAUCAACAAGGACUCCAUGGCGACAAUCAAAACUUCCUCCCCGAGUGUUCCCAAGGCGACCAGGGCAUCCAGAAAUGAAGCACAUUCCCAAUAAUGAAAUGAUCCAUCAAAUGCCCUUGCAAAAGCUGCCGCUAACUUCAAUGCAAGCACCAACAACUGUUGAUCCAAUGCGACGGCAAGUUUUGGAUAACUCAGACAUCAAAUCACCGUUGGCAGCUAUUCUGAAUCAGGAAGAUUUGAUGAGAAUGACUAUGACAACUUCAACUACUUCUGCUACUCCUACUGCUGCUUUUACUGCAUCUACUAGGAACCCUUUUGAAAAAUCAACUACAGCUGAUCCUCCGACAACGAUAUUAUCCAAUGAACAAAGCAGCAACUCAAUUUCGUUUCAUUCCAAGCAGCCUAUCCACAAACCGAUGUAUCUGAUAAUUCAAGGCCACUCGAAAGUGAAGACGUACAAACCGACCGUUAUUAAGCACAGUUUGCCUCCUGACAAUGCUAUUGCCUCGAGGUCUAAAAUGAUGACGACCAGUCGACCUAUCUCAAAGUUCGAACAGUUUGUUAAUGACAAUACGAGGGUUGCACCGACAAUGCUGCCACGAAAUACUGAGAAUAAUCAGGAGGUGAAAGCUGCUAAGGAGAAACGAGUCGAACAUGACAGUCUGCUCAGUCUUGUUGAGAGCGGCUUGAGUGCAUUGACUGCACCACCACUAACAACCUUAAAUUCAGCGACUAUUGAUCAAGAUAACACCGACAGUACUUAUGAUGAUGAUGAUGAUGAUGAUGAUUUAUUGAUUAACAAUUGA